CCAGCGGCUGCGGGGCGAGGGUUGUUCCCGUCCUGGCCGGUGUCGGCACGCUGGUGGCUCACCUGACGUCGUGGAAGUAGAGAGUUAAUGAUGACGCCAUGGAGGUCGACGGUGUGACGGUCGGAAGCGUCACUCCGAUGAUGAAGAUGAUGAGGAAGAGCAUCUGCGGCAUCAUGUCAGCAGGACGAUGAUGCAGAGGAAGAAUCUUCCUGGUAGCAGCCUGCCCACGGCUUGAGGAACCCCAGGAGCAGCCAGGGCCCCCAAACAUGGACGGACUGCGGCUGCCCCCCCUCAUUGAGGAGGUUCUGGACUCCUGCGGCCAGCCGAAGGACGAUAUGUAUGAGAGGACACAAGAUGGAGGAUUGGGCGAGGAAGCGGCGGGCGUGGAGGAGCUUCGACUUCGCCUUGUGGAGCUCCUGAUGGAGUUGGAGGAGACACAGCAAGACUCACGCAGACACAAGGAGAACUUUCUGGAAAUGCGCACCAUGUUGGAGGACGAGCGAGCGGCUCGCGCCCGCCAGGCAGAAGCGUUCAGCCGACAAAUUGAAGCUCUGAAAGUCGAUUUGGUGGGCGCCCGGCAGGAGCUGGCGGUGGCCGAGCAUGAGAAACAGUGCGAGCUGGAGGAGGCCCGAGCGGAGCUGCGGUGGGCGGCGGAGGCAGCGCUGGAGCUGCAGGAGGCCGGCGAGGAGGCGGCGGCAGAGCGGGAGAACGACAUCGCCUGCCUACAGGAGGAGCUGUGUCGCCUGCGGGUGCAGCUCCAGCGCCUGCGUGACGAGGCGGGCCAGCACGAGGCCGAGGUCGCCACAUUGAGGACGGAGAGCGGUGGAGACCGAGCGAGUCUGGAGGAGGAGUUUGCCUCUCUGAGCCGCGAGCAUCUUCUGCUGAGCGAUGCCAACCGGGAUCUGAGCUCCAAAGUGAGACAGGAGGAGCAAGAGCAGCCGGGUCACAUGACGGAGGACGACGCCUACAUCAGUCUGUGCCGGCCCGCUCCCAGUCUUCCGGACGUCGGAGAUCUUCAGAUGCAGCUGCAGCGAGCCCAGGACAGCGGGCUCCAGGUGCAGACCGAGCGCGAGCGCGUGAAGCGUUCACUCAGCUCACUUCAGGCUCUCCAUGAUGACAGCCGGCACGAGUGCGCCGCCCUGGAGGAAGAGCUGCGUCGCUGCAAGGCGGAGCUGCGGCGGCUGCGUGGCGAGAAGACGCAGGUGCGGGGCGACGCGGGAGGUUGGAACCUUGUGCCGGUGGCGGUGAUGGUGGCAGCCAUCUUGGUUCUGGUGGUCCCCAGUUUGACCCGAGCUUGACAGGAAGUGCCAUCAUGGAACCCAGACACGGAGCAGGUCGUCAAUGGAUCCAUUUUGGAACUUUUGACCAGAACCAUCCAGACAGACAUUCGCUUUCCAUUUCGCUUAUCCUCAUUGAUUCAUUCACUGCUAAUCCAUUUCAAAUGGAUCUUUGGCAUCUAGAGCCGUCAAUGGCGGUGAAUGCGUUAGGGUUGUGGGUCUGACUUGGGGUGAGAGGCCAUUUACACUCUGGACUGGUCGCCACCCGACCACUUGGCACUUAUCCGCACACAAUGGACUGGUUGCCAGUGUACGUCAGGGCCCAUAUCGGCAAACGGACUCGUCGACAGUCCUUUUUAAGGCGCAAAUAGAAAAACCAUAGACCAGUCAACUGUUUAUGGCAAGGCAGAUUUAGGCCAACAAUAGACUGGUCACCAGCAUAUAGAAAAAUCGGGACAAAUGUUGGAACUGUUCCGCAGCCAAUGUGUUGGCAUCAAACACAUCAUGAACACUCCUCAAUAGUAAGAGUCUUAUCCAUGACUUCUUCGUUUAAAUGUGGCAUGCUUCUUCUCAUUACUGUCGCCAAUGCUAACUGUUGGCCGAGUUUAGUUCUCUGCCCGACGUAACCUGAAGCUAACGGCAAGCACGCUCAUGUAAAUGAUGUCACGCUUGUGUCUCGUGUAAACAGCCAAUAAACCGCACUCCCAAUGUGA
Hippocampus comes (tiger tail seahorse) is the source of this 1990-nucleotide messenger RNA. Its product is annotated as coiled-coil domain-containing protein 136-like. Gene Ontology annotation, biological process: single fertilization; acrosome assembly. The coding region runs from base 267 to 1298 and encodes 343 amino acids. Gene Ontology annotation, cellular component: acrosomal membrane. The transcript has 10 exons. The record is from RefSeq and is a predicted model, not a curated record. Lineage: Eukaryota; Metazoa; Chordata; Actinopteri; Syngnathiformes; Syngnathidae.